Messenger RNA from Blastomyces gilchristii SLH14081, 1290 nucleotides. RefSeq names its product aspartate aminotransferase. The transcript is spliced from 6 exons. Gene Ontology annotation, cellular component: mitochondrion. Bases 1 to 1290 code for a protein of 429 amino acids. Lineage: Eukaryota; Fungi; Ascomycota; Eurotiomycetes; Onygenales; Ajellomycetaceae. Gene Ontology annotation, biological process: L-aspartate catabolic process; biosynthetic process. The record is from RefSeq and is a predicted model, not a curated record. Gene Ontology annotation, molecular function: pyridoxal phosphate binding; L-aspartate:2-oxoglutarate transaminase activity.
AUGUUGUCCACUCUAAGAGUCGCCAGCCAAAAGGCUGCGACUCGCGAUGUUGCCAUGCGCCUGUUUGUUGCUGGUGCUCGUCCAGCUUCCACCUGGUCCAAUGUGCCCCAGGGCCCUCCGGACGCGAUUUUGGGCAUCACGGAGGCCUUCAAGGCGGACUCAUUCAAGGACAAGAUCAACCUUGGUGUCGGAGCUUACCGCGAUGACCAGGGAAAGCCCUACGUCCUCCCCUCCGUCCGCGCCGCGGAAGAAAAAGUCCUCAACUCGAACCCUGACAAAGAGUACGCCGGCAUUACCGGUGUGCCCACCUUCACCAAAGCCGCCGCCUCCCUCGCCUUCGGCGCCUCCAGCCCCGCCAUCAAAGAAGACCGCAUCGCCAUCACCCAGACCAUCUCCGGCACCGGUGCCCUACGGAUAGGCGCUGCCUUCAUCGAGCGCUUCUACCCGCACGGCAAGAAAAUCCACAUCCCCACCCCAAGCUGGGCCAACCACGCCGCCGUCUUCAAAGAUGCCGGCCUCCAGGUCGAGAAGUACCGCUACUACAACAAGGACACCAUCGGCCUCGACUUCGAGGGCAUGAUUGCCGAUAUCCAGGCGGCGCCUAGCAACAGUGUCUUCCUCCUGCAUGCGUGCGCGCAUAACCCGACGGGCAUUGACCCGACACAGGCCCAGUGGCGCCAGAUUAGCGAUGUGAUGAAGGCCAAGGGGCAUUUUGCGUUCUUUGACAUGGCCUAUCAGGGCUUCGCGAGUGGAGAUACGGACCGCGAUGCGUUUGCGCUGCGCCAUUUCCUGGAGGAGGGGCAUGGGGUUGUGCUGUGCCAGAGCUUUGCCAAGAAUAUGGGUCUGUAUGGCGAGCGUGUCGGCACAUUCUCCGUCGUCUGCGAGUCUGCCGAGGAGAAGAAGCGCGUUGAUUCGCAGAUCAAGAUCCUCGUCCGGCCCCUGUACUCCAACCCACCCAUCCACGGUGCCCGCAUCGCCUCGACGAUCCUCAACGACCCAGCCCUCAACCAGCAGUGGCUUGGCGAGGUGAAGGGCAUGGCUGACCGCAUUAUCAAGAUGCGUGCGCUCCUCAAGGAGAAUCUGGAGGCGCUGGGGAGUAAGCAUGAUUGGAGCCAUAUUACCAGCCAGAUCGGAAUGUUCGCAUAUACUGGCUUGAAACCUGAGCAGAUGGACAAACUUGCUAAGGAGCACUCCGUCUAUGCCACCAAGGACGGCCGCAUCUCCGUUGCCGGUAUCACCACCGCCAACGUCAAGAGACUGGCUGAGUCCAUCUACAAAGUCACCGGAUAA